This is a messenger RNA of Cornus florida, 1345 nucleotides long. Its product is annotated as inositol oxygenase 1-like. The record is from RefSeq and is a predicted model, not a curated record. Bases 239 to 1153 code for a protein of 304 amino acids. Gene Ontology annotation, biological process: inositol catabolic process. The transcript is spliced from 11 exons. Lineage: Eukaryota; Viridiplantae; Streptophyta; Magnoliopsida; Cornales; Cornaceae. Gene Ontology annotation, cellular component: cytoplasm. Gene Ontology annotation, molecular function: iron ion binding; inositol oxygenase activity.
GUAUGUGACUGUGUAUCUAAGUUCCAAGAUAAAUUUUAGAAGCCAGGGUCUGAAACUUAUUUUCAUGGAAGGACUUUAAUGCUUCCGAAUUCUCAGGGAAGGACUCUUUGGCCAAAUAUAAAUAACACUCUUUUAUCAAACCUACAAUGCCACCGCUCAACAACUCAUCCUCAUCUAACAUUUUCUUAUUAUCUUUUCCUUUUUCUGUUGAGAUUCUGAGCUUCAAUUUUGAUUCAGGAUGACUAUUCUUGUUGAUCAACCUGAGUGUGGAAUUGAGACCGUGGAGAAGAAGAUCACCCUCAAUGAAAAUGAAUUGGCGUUGGAUGGUGGAUUUAUGAUGCCCCAAUCCAAUUCAUUUGGCCACAACUUUAGGGAUUAUGAUGCUGAAAGUGAAAGGCAACAAGGCGUGGAGAAUUUCUACAGAACCAAUCACAUUAACCAAACUUACGACUUUGUGAAAAGGAUGAGAGAAGAGUAUGGGAAAUUGGACAAGGUGGAGAUGAGCAUAUGGGAAUGCUGUGAGCUUUUAAACAACGUCGUGGACGAGAGUGAUCCAGACUUGGAUGAGCCACAAAUUGAGCACUUGUUGCAGACAGCUGAAGCCAUCAGAAGAGACUAUCCCAAUGAAGAUUGGCUCCACUUGACUGGCCUUAUCCAUGAUCUUGGGAAGGUUCUUCUUCUUCCUAGCUUCGGGGAGCUUCCUCAAUGGGCUGUUGUAGGUGACACAUUCCCUCUUGGCUGUGCCUUUGACGAAUCAAUUGUUCAUCACAAGUAUUUUAAGGAAAAUCCAGACUAUAAAAAUGGUGCAUACAACACUAAAUAUGGAAUUUAUUCAGAAGGCUGUGGACUAAACAACGUCCUGAUGUCAUGGGGGCACGAUGACUACAUGUAUUUGGUGGCCAAGGAGAACAAAACUGCUCUUCCAUCAGCUGCUCUUUUCAUCAUCAGAUACCAUUCUUUUUAUGGUUUACAUAGGGCAGGAGCAUAUAAGCACUUGAUGAAUGAGGAAGAUGUUGAGAAUCUUAAGUGGCUCCAAAUAUUUAACAAGUAUGACCUAUACAGCAAGAGCAAAGUUCGAAUUGAUGUCGAAGAAGUCAAGCCAUACUAUCUCUCUCUCAUUCAAAAGUACUUCCCUGCAAAGCUGAGGUGGUGAAAAGUUGAAGCUCCGAAGUGGUAUGAGUGUAGAAAUUGACGAUGAUAGUGAAAUAUAUGUGAUGACUGUCUGUUGCAGGUUGAAGAGAUUUUAGAUGCUUUCCUUUGUGAUGUCAGUAUGUUAUUUUAUACACAUAUAAGAAGUAAUGUUGUAGUGUUAUGGUUUCUAUGGAAUAAAUAUUAUUUCUCUUCU